Messenger RNA from Aureobasidium musti, 459 nucleotides. The record is from the annotation of a GenBank genome assembly. NCBI's taxonomy places the organism in Eukaryota, Fungi, Ascomycota, Dothideomycetes, Dothideales, Saccotheciaceae.
AUGUCGCGCAUACAAACACAGAAAAAGAGCCUCAAUACUCUGUUCCACACCCGCUUCGAGCCAUUUCCUAAACCAGUCAAUUGCACCACUUUCAUUGCUACCGAAGCCAUUGCCAACGAUGACCGUCAUCCUUUGAAUAUUCCCAUCUCUCGUCGUCUUGAGAACUGGAAUCCAAAACAACUACACUGGGUCAUCAGAACUCCGCUUGCCAUCUCAAAGAAACGCACUAUCCGAUCUUGGGUGACGAGAAGGUUUCGCGACACCUUUAUAGACGAAUUAGAAAAGUCUGGCUUCAACAGAUGGGGUGAACCUCUUGUCCCCUCCAGGCUAAAGUCACCACUUACUGGUGCCUUGGCUAUCACUCUUCUCCGACCUGCACUUACCGCUUCUAUCCAAGAUGUGCGCCACGUCUGCAGCACAGUCUUGCGGAAGCACGUACUUUCUCGUCGAAGACCAUGA